CGCCUGGGGGCGCUGCUCCCAAGCGGUGCGGGGCAGAGAGGCUGCCGGGAGCCGCCAUUUUCUCAGCGUGAGCCGCCGGAGCGCUUCCCGCAGCCGGGGCCGGUGAGGAGGGUGCGUGGCGCGGAAUUUGAAAGAGGAGCCCUACAUAUGCAGAGAUGACGUGUAAUGGCCCGCAUAGCUCCAAACCUGGUGCCACGCCAGCCGCUGCCGGCAGCCAGGAGUGGACGCAGGAACGCUGCCGACUGGGAACCUUUGUGGAGUUUCCGCCUGAUUGUCCAGUUUCAGCAUCAGCGCUGGCUCGAGCUGGCUUUGUUUAUACUGGAGAAGGUGAUAAAGUCACGUGCUUCAGUUGCCAUGCGACUGUUGAAGGAUGGGAGCCCGGGGAUUCUGCGAUUGACAGACACAAAAACCUUGCCCCGGAUUGCAGAUUUAUUACUGAGUCUGCUUUUUUGGAAAAUGAUGUACAUCCUCUUGUGCAGAGCCACCGGCAUGGAACUGAAAAUGGCUCCAGCGAUUUAGCCCUCUCCUCUGCUCUGGAGGACUCUUCUGAUGUGGAGGCAGAUUACCUGUUGAGAACCAGGCAGGUUGUGGACAUGUCCGAUACUUUGUAUCCUAAAAACCCUGCUAUGUGCAGUGAAGAAGCCAGACUGAAGUCCUUUCACAACUGGCCGCCCUAUGGCCUGUUGACGCCAAAGGAAUUAGCUAGCGCAGGACUCUAUUAUACAGGUGUUGGAGAUCAAGUUGCUUGUUUCUGUUGUGGUGGAAAACUGAAAAACUGGGAACCUGGGGAUCGAGCUUGGUCUGAGCACAAGAGGCAUUUUCCCAAAUGCUUUUUUGUCCUGGGUCGGGAUGUUGGAAAUGUUUCAACUGAAUCUAUUUGUGCCGAGCUUGGGAGAAGCUGUCUCAACAACGAGCAGCAUCCCAGGAAUCCAUCCAUGGUGGAAUAUGAAAGGCGGAUACAAACGUUUGUAACUUGGAUAUACCCUGUUAACAAGGAACUACUUGCCGAAGCGGGAUUCUACAGCACAGGUAAUGGUGAUCAUGUUGUGUGCUUCCACUGCGGUGGAGGAUUGCAAGAAUGGAAGGAAAAUGAAGACCCGUGGGAUCAACACGCCAAGUGGUUUCCUGGGUGCAGGUUCUUGAGAGAGAAAAAGGGACUCGAAUUUAUAAAUAAUGUUCACUUAAGAGAUGGAUGUAGGGAUUCAACAAUAGAACCUGCUGAAGUUACAAUACUUCCUAAAGAUGAUCUCUUACAGAAUCAUUUGGUACAGAAUGCCAUACACAUGGGUUUCAGUUUGUCUGAGAUUAGGAGCAUUAUGGAAAAGAAGUUGCAAAUGUCCGAAGAAAGCUAUACGUCUGUUGAGGAUCUGGUAGCAGACUUAAUAAGUGCUCAGAAGGAAAAUGUCAAGGGAGAACCACCAAAAGAAAGCCCACUUGAGCAAGAUCUCAGUAUUGAAGAGAAGUUGAGACGCUUGCAGGAAGAGAAGCUGUGUAAAAUCUGUAUGGCUAAGGACAUAUCAGUAGUCCUCAUUCCCUGUGGUCACCUGGUUGCUUGUAAGGAAUGUGCUGAAGCAGUUAAUAAAUGUCCUCUGUGUUGUACAAACAUUAUAAAAAGACAGAAAAUUUUUAUGUAUUAGUGAAAUGUACAGUACUGCAGAUGCAACUGUUCCCUGCUUGCUUUCUUUAAACGUGUGUAACGUGGUAACAGCCGGUUGGGUGCUCACCAGUCUAGCACACACGGCGCAUCUCGCUUGGGAGAUAACGUAAACAGGCAAGCUUUAAUCAACGCCCUGGAACACGAGUCGACUGUCAGAAGCUGCUAGAUUUUUGUUUGGAGCACUCGUAUUCUACUGCCUCCUCAGUGCUCUCCUUACUUCUUGUGCUUUCACUUCAAAGUUGUGAUUUAGAAUAACUGUCAUUGUAUUUUCAGAGCUAUUUGUUUGUGUUCACACUUCUAAUCUUCUGCAAAUUCAGGCGUUAAAUGUACAUAUAUUCUUUCAGGAAAUGGCCUAGGAAAACUGGGUGUUUUGAUUGAGUAGCACUGAUGCUGCGUUUUUUCCCCCACUAACGGAUUUGGGAAAUGAGAGAGAGUAUAUAAAUAGCAGAAAAAAAAGCUACUUUUUAUAGACUGUGCUUCUACUAAUUACCAUUUGCUCAGCUCAUUUAUCAAAAAUAGACCUGCUUAAUUCUCUCUUCUUUUGGGACCAAGGGUAACAGCCUCAUCAGUGGAAACAAAUUGCUUUAGGGUAAUUUUUAUAUUGUUAUUUUGAAUAUUCAGAUGUCUGAAUAGCUUUUCUGAGGUUACAAUUCUUUCUGAUUCAUUGGAUGCUACUUGAAAUCUUUCAUCUUUAUGCAUCUUAUCCCCUACUCAUCCACUGUUACUAGUUUGAAAAACAUCAGCUAAAACAUCUUUUCAUUUUAUUCUUGUCACUUGCCUGUCUUAAGAGUUAAAUAACAUCAGUUGGAGCAGCUUUGCUGUAGGUUCUAUGUCUUCUAGCUACAAUUGUCUGUGAUACUUUGUAGAUCAGUAAUUUUAACUUUAUUGCCACUAAAGCUUGUCUAUCUAUUUUGUCAUUCUUGUUUACACUGGUAAGCCUCUGCAACCAGUCUCAAAUAAUAAUUAACAGGCUAAACAAACAUGAGCAACACAGAAAAUAGCUCAGAAUAGCAUUGAUUUUCUUCUCUUUUCUUCUUAGAUUGACAAGUUAGCAACACCCUCGGAAUUAAUGGACCCCUUUAAAACUACUUUAAGCUUUAAAAAUUCCCUAACUGCCUCUGGAUGGGUAUGACUAAUGAAAGAUGGAAACUGUAACUGAUGUUAAUCGUGAUGUUAGUCAGAACGCUAAUUCCUAAGUUCAUGUGAUGUGCUACCUACAGACAUAAAAUACAGACAAUCCUAGGAUGGAACGACGUGGCAGUAUUUAGGUUUUUCUGCUGUCAAACUACAUGUAUUUAAACACUUUUAAAAUUAUUUUUCUUUAUUGAGUUUUUCUGUGUCAAAUGCAAUUUUGAAAACAUAUAACAAACAUAACUCCUGGUUUGAGAAGACCUGGUUUGGCAAAGCCUAAGCAAUGCAGAGCUUUAUUUAUGUCCUCGUUCCUUUGUUUCACUGUGGAGGGACUCUGUAUAACUGAGGUUUAUGCAAACAGAGUUGUUUAAAGAAUCGGGCUCUCUAUAAAACUUGUACGUACUCAUUUUUGAAACUCUGGCUCUCAUUUGUAUGCAUAUCAGCUCAGGUUCUAGCAUCUCAAACACGCUGUAUGAUUGAAAAUGUUAGUUCUGUAGCUUUGGUUGCGACGUAAUUCAGAGAAUAUGUAAACCUGCUGCUGAAAGAUUUUACUUUGUUCCUGCUACUUUGCCAGUUUUUCUGUUGUGAUCAAUAGUUCCUGUAUCCCCACUUACUAUUUCUGUGGUUGCUGUAUAAAUUGGCCUCAGAAAACUGGCUUUAGUCUUCUGCUUUUCUCUACACGUCCCUCUGUCUACGUAUAUAUGUAUAUAUGUCAUUCCUUACAAGUGGACUCAACAGAAAUGAAGGAUAUUCUACAUACCUCGUGCCCUUCAUUAUGGCAGGAGCUAUCUUGCUUUAAAAUUCCCCCAUGCCCAUGAGACGUUCAACGUGCGUUUGCCUCGUGUUUAUAACGUUUAGCAUUAUCCUAACUCACUUUUCUGCUGGUAUUUUAAGUAUAGCUGGUUUACAGUAGCACUAAUUAUGUGACUUCCUAUUUCUGUGGGCACACUAAUGUAUUCUGUGUACAUAGAAAACUUGGGUCCUACACACUGAGUAAUAUAUUUGAUUAAUGAUACUUUAUAAAGAAUAUAUAGUUUUUCACACGAUGAAAGUUUUAAAUCCAAUAUACAGAAAUGUAAUGUCUCUAUUUUUUGUUAGAUAUUUGCUAUGAUUAUAUGAGAUUUCACAGAACUGACAUGUUGCUCCGGUGCAACGUUGCGUCUAUUUAAAAUAAAGUGCAAUCCGGUUACUCUCA
Messenger RNA from Numida meleagris (helmeted guineafowl), 3983 nucleotides. It is a transcript of the gene XIAP, whose product is annotated as X-linked inhibitor of apoptosis. The transcript is spliced from 7 exons. Bases 156 to 1637 code for a protein of 493 amino acids. Gene Ontology annotation, biological process: regulation of cell cycle. The record is from RefSeq and is a predicted model, not a curated record. Gene Ontology annotation, cellular component: nucleus; cytoplasm; spindle microtubule. NCBI's taxonomy places the organism in Eukaryota, Metazoa, Chordata, Aves, Galliformes, Numididae.